AUUCCACGCUUCGAUUGAUUAUGUCCCCCCGUGAUCCGUAAUACCGUGCCGUGCGAAACCCUAUGCUGGGCUAUCAGCUGAGGCCCAUAUUUACCGAGUUCUAUCCACCAUUUCGACUCGGAAUCCGUGGAUAUCAGAAUGACGUUUUCAAACCCCUGGGAGCGGCAGCAAUCGACCGAAUCCGUCAGCAUCAUACGACCGUCGCCUGAGAGCUACGUUACCACUUCAGUCGAUUCUGAAUCGUCCCGAAAGACGCUCCACUGCCGUACCUCCAGCACCGCUUUGCGGGUCGAUGAUUGCUCCGAGUUUUUCCCCCUUUACUCCCGGCGCGAAGCAACAGGCGAUUCCUCCACGUCAGCAGGCGAAUCUUUCACGUCAAUUCCAGCCCGUCCCCUGCGGCCUGCGUCAACCACACCUCCACCCGCCGCCUCUGCAGCAGCAACAGCUGCAGCAUCCGGAAAAAAAGAACGCCAUUUCCACCGUCGCUGCGCCAGCAGUGUUGUCACUAGCAGCAAUGUCUGCAGCGACAACAGCAGUCCGCUCAGCAGCAAGGGCAAUGCCCCAACGCACGCCCUUCCGCCCCGCAGUUUCAGCCAGCAUUUUACGGACCCGUCUGGAAGCACUGCCCGGCAGGCAUCGCCUAAUGCUUAUGUCGGGUCCACUAAAACGGGGUACGCGUUCACUGCUCCGGCUGCUGCCUGGGCUGGUGCUGGGAAUAUCAGCCCCCAGCGCAAACACAGCAGCCUGCGAUACAAUCACAACAGCCCUCAAUACAGCAGCCGCCUGCACAGCAACUGCAGCAGCCCUCAGCAUAGUCACAGCUACAGCCCUCGACAUAGCCACCGCAGUCCUGCCACUAUCAGCCGAAGCCGGUCCAACGAGUGCCUGAGGGGCCACAGCAAACAAGGGGGUGGACAAAAUGCGGCAAAAUCUGUAGCGGCGCGUUCCGGUACACACUUAAGUGGCAAGAUGGAACGGAGCCCCAGCCCCGCAGCACAAAGUUCUGGUCGGGACGCUGCAAAUUCUGCACCACAAGGCACAGCACGAGGUGGAGAUUCAGGUGGGGAUUCAGGAGGACGUUCAGGUGGUUCGCAGCACUUGUUGGGUGGGAGAUGGCCGAUUGGACCGCUGCGUGGCGACACACGUCAUAGCCGCACGUGGGUGCUCGCCGAACAGACCGCGCGCUUGUCGUUCUCCUCGUCUUCAUCACCUGCAUUAUCGGUCUCGCUCACGGCAUCUGGACGAGCAGCGCUGCAGCAGCAGCCCCAACAGCAGCAGCAGCAGGGACAGCACCAGCAGCAGCAACAGCAACAGCAGUUGCAACAACAACAGCAACAGCAGCAGCAGCAAAGGCUUCCAUCUAUCACACCCCUAAUCGUCCCCUCCCGUGCCUUGGGGACUGCCCGCCUGCCGGCCCCAUCAGCUGCCAGCACACCAUCGCCACGUGUCAUUCCAAAGAGAAGCCCACGUGUACGCCCUCCCGCCAGGAGCAGCUCGAACGGCUUCCACUUCCCCCCCUCCGGCACUCACAGCAGAAGCAUGCCUUUCCCCCAAUCCCCUGCUUCCUUGGGCCAGUCCGUGCCCUCCCCUUCCUUCUCAUUCCACUCUCCCCCAUCAGUACACUCCACCCUCUCAACUGGACAGUUCCAUAGGCGGGUGGGUUCGGGGCAGGAGGGUUCGGUCUCCCUGCGCUGGCACGAGCCCUGGUCGCCCUGUUGUGACGUCUCUGUGGCCUCUGUGCCGUCCCCGGCGUCUUGUUUUGAGCUGCCUCACACCUGGUCGUCGCGCUGGGAUGCCGCUGUGACUUCCGUGGCGUCUGCAGCUCCGUCGCCUGUGUCUGAGCCUGGGUGGUCGGCGAGAUGGUCUGGUAGGAGUUUUCGCACAGAGCAGCAGCAGGAGCAGCACCAGCAGCAGCAGAAACAGCAGCAGGAGCAGCACCAGCAUCAGCAGAAACAGCACCAGCAGCAGCAGCAGCAGAAACAGCACCAGCAGCAGCAGAAACAGCAGCAGGAGUGCCGAGCGGAGCUGAUGGAAGGUGAGGAUGACGACGCUGACGACUCAGACGAUGAUUUCAUCGGGCUUUACAGCACAGUUGGGCCUCAGCAGCAGCAGCAGCAGCAGCAGCAGCAGCAGCAGCAGCAGCAGCAGCAGCAGCAGCAGCAGCAGCAGCAGCACGAGCAGAAGGGGCGGCGAAGGAAGCCAAUGGAAGGUCAAGCGGACGAAUCUGACAACUCAGACGAUGAUUUCAUCGGGCUCUAUGGCGCUGUCAUGCGCAGCCGCGCUGCCACCCGGGCGACGGGCAACAAGGGCAAGUGCUAUAAUGGUGCACUGGCCACCUCCAAACCACUGAGUCCCCGUGCAGCUGCCCCACCUGCCGUUUCCCCUGCUGCGCCUGCUGCUGCGCCUGCUGAUGUGCCUGCUGCUGCGCCUGCUGCUGUGCCUGCUGCUGUGCCUGCUGCUGCGCCUGCUGCUGUGGCUGCUGCCGUGCCUGCUGCUGCCCCUACUGCUGCUCCUCUUCCUGCUGUCCAGACUAUGAAUCUGUUUGGCAAUGGCAAGGGAAGUAACAGUCAGAGUCGCGGAUCCAGGAGCCAUGAGGUCAGGAGCGCGAAGAGUGACGGGGAUGGGAAAAGGAGGGAGGCACAAGGGGAAGAGAGGAAGGAGGGGAUCGUGGAAGAGAGGAAGAAAGAGAUGAAGGAGAAGAGGAAUUCCACUGGUAGCAAGCAUACCAGCAACAGCCGGGGCGGCAUGGGCAUCAGGCGGAGCUUAACCUUAAGCAGCAGCUUCGGGCGCAGCAGCUUCAAAAGCAGCCCUAGUGGUCGGUGGAACAGACAGCUACAGAGAAGCAACAGCAGCGCCAACAGCAGCAGCAAGGGCAGCCGACAGGAACGGCGGGCAGAUGAAAGAGUGGGGUGGAAACGGGCUACAAUGGCUCAUGAGCGUAAGAGGGAGAAGGGGAGUGGGAACGGGGGUGAGACAGGAGCGAGGAAAGAGGAUGGGGGCGAGCGUGCCUGGAGGAGGAGCAGUAGCUUCAGCCUGAGCAGCAUUGCCAGCAGCAUCAGCAGCGGUUUCCCCUGGUACUCAACUGAUAGCAGCAGCGCUGUAAUGCGUGGCAGCGCUACCAGCAGAGGUACCAGCACAAGUAACAGCAGCCGAUCCAUCAGCAAGAAUGGUGGGAACGCCAGCUGCAGCCGUGGGCGUACUGCAGAGAACAGCAGGGAGCAGAAGAGUGGGUGUAGAUUUCUUAAAGUGUGUGAGGAGGAUUCUGACACAGAGCAGUGUUACAGAGAGGAGGGAGUGAGGCGGGGCAGCUGCCAGCCCCGCUGCCCCUGGGAAGCAGAGGGCGUCUCGUGCCCUUUCCUGGAAGCUUCUGAUGGGUCGGAGGAGAGGGUGCAUGGUGGCAUGGCCAUGCAUAGUGAAGCACAGUCUGCACACGGUACUCGUUAUCAGCACCACCAGCAGCAGCAGCAGGAGCAGCAGGAGCAGCAGGAGCAGCAGCAGCAGCAGCAGGAGCAGCAGCAGCAGCAGCAGGAGCAGCAGCAGCAGCAGCAGCAGCAGGAGCAGCAGCAGCAGCAGCAGCAGCAGGAGCAGCAGCAGCAGCAGCAGCAGCAGCAGCAGCAGCAACAGCAGCAACAGCAGCAGGAUGUGGAUCCAAGGUACGAGCAUCCACGUAAGCAUGGGCAUGGGCAUGAUUGGCAUGCACCCACGGAUGGGUCUGCCUUAAAGCAGCCAUACCGAUUCCUCAAGAGGCGGUUCAUCCAGAGUGCGGCAAAGAGGGUGUCGUUCAGCAUUAGGGUGGACCACAUACCCUGAUGCUGGCAUAAGGGUGGACCACAUACCCUGAUGCUGGCUGCAAGUUGGCAACCUUAGCCAGUGGAACUUGCUCACAAGAGGACUUACUCUGAUGGUGCCCAUAGGAUAGGAUGAGGUUUCCAUUUGUUAUACCUGUAAGAUUUAAGGGGGGAGACAAAAGAACCCCAUGUAGAGAUGGAUUCAGA
Messenger RNA from Closterium sp. NIES-67, 3995 nucleotides. The record is from the annotation of a GenBank genome assembly. NCBI's taxonomy places the organism in Eukaryota, Viridiplantae, Streptophyta, Zygnematophyceae, Desmidiales, Closteriaceae.